Molecule: messenger RNA, 4460 nt
Organism: Myxocyprinus asiaticus (Chinese sucker)
Lineage: Eukaryota; Metazoa; Chordata; Actinopteri; Cypriniformes; Catostomidae
Product: calcium-dependent secretion activator 2-like
Exons: 27
Coding region: 11-3727 (1238 amino acids)
Biological process (GO): positive regulation of exocytosis; dense core granule exocytosis; synaptic vesicle exocytosis
Cellular component (GO): glutamatergic synapse
Source: RefSeq, a predicted model, not a curated record
AGUGUCGACUAUGCUGGACCCGUCCUCCAGCGACGAAUCUGAGGGGGAACUACCACCUGAGGACGAACCGCCCGUUAAAACUGGGAAACCCGUUAAAAAAAGUCCCAAACCCGAAAAGACGUCGGAUGCCCCGCGAACCCAAACCAAGGAGCCGGUCCCCUCUCCCGCUGAGGUGGACAAAACUGAGCAGGAGAGACUUCAGAAAGAUGAGGCGGAGAGGAAAACUAAACUACAGAUUUACCUGUUUGUGUUGAGGUGUAUCGCGUACCCGUUUAACGCCAAACAGCCCACAGAUAUGACUCGUCGUCAGCAGAAGCUGAACAAGCAGCAGUUACAGGUGGUGAAGGAACGUUUCCAGGCCUUCCUGAAAGGAGAGACACAGAUUGUUGCUGAUGAAGCUUUCUGCAAUGCUGUACGCAGUUACUAUGAGGGCUUCCUGAAGAGUGAGCGAGUGGCUCGUAUGGUGCAAAGUGGAGGCUGCUCUGCCAGUGACUUCCGUGAGGUCUUCAAGAAGAAUAUUGAGCGUCGAGUGCGUAGCCUACCCGAGAUCGACGGCUUGAGCAAAGAGACUGUACUCAGCUCUUGGAUCACUAAGUACGACGCCAUCUACAAAGGAGAAGAGGACCAGCGGAGGCCACAGGGACGCAUGCCCUUCGCUACUGUGUCCGAGCUCAUUCUCAGCAAAGAGCAGCUCUAUGAGAUGUUCCAGCAGAUACUGGGAAUCAAGAAGUUUGAACAUCAGCUACUUUACAAUGCCUUGCAGCUGGACAAUGUGGAUGAGCAAGCGGCACAGAUCCGCAGAGAGUUGGACGGGAGACUGCAGCUUGCCGAGAAAAUAGCCCGCGAAAGAAAGUUCCCAAAGUUUAUAUCCAAAGACAUGGAGAUGAUGUACGUGGAGGAGCUCAGGUCUUCAGUUAACCUUCUGAUGGCUAACCUGGAGAGCCAGCCUGUGGCCAAAGACUUCAAGCCCAAGAUCAAGCCAAAACUCACUCCCAUGAACAGUUUCCUGGACAUCGGCGAUGAGAACGACUUGCCUCUCUCCAAAUCUGACGUAGUGCUGUCAUUUACUCUGGAGAUCGUAAUCAUAGAAGUGCAAGGGCUGAAAUCAGUUGCUCCUAACCGGAUUGUGUACUGCACGAUGGAGGUGGAGGGAGGAGAGAAGCUGCAGACGGAUCAGGCUGAGGCCUCCAGACCACAGUGGGGCACACAAGGAGACUUCACCACCUCACACCCCCUUCCUGCAGUCAAAGUCAAACUCUUCACUGAAAGUACAGGAGUACUGGCUCUGGAGGACAAAGAGCUGGGCAGGGUGGUUCUUCAUCCCACCACAAAUGGACCCAAAACAGCAGAGUUGCACAAGAUGGUGGUUCCUAAGAACAGCCAAGAUGUAGACCUGAAAAUUAAACUGGCGGUCCGCAUGGACAAGCCUCCCAACAUGAAGCAUAGUGGGUAUCUUUACGCCUUAGGCCAGAGAGUUUGGAAACGGUGGAAGAGGAGAUAUUUUGUACUUGUUCAGGUGAGUCAGUACACAUUUGCCAUGUGCAGUUACCGGGAGAAGAAGUCAGAGCCGCAUGAACUGAUGCAGCUGGACGGAUACACGGUAGAUUACUCUGAUCCGCAGCCAGGUCUUCAGGGAGGUCGAGCCUUUUUCAGUGCUGUCAGAGAAGGCGAUCUGGUUGUAUUCGCCAGCAACGAUGAUCAGGACCGUGCCCUGUGGGUCCAGGCCAUGUACCGUGCCACAGGACAGUCCUACAAACCAGUAGCACCUGCCCAGAACCAGCAGAACUGCAGAGGAGGGAAUGCCCAGAAGGAUGCACCUGUCUCCUUGCUCAGUCUGGAGAAGACUCAGAGACAGGGAGUGGAGGAGCUCAUCUCUGCCGUGCCCUGCAACUUCGACCAUGCCAGCUUGUUCCGUAUCCUGCAGAAACACACGCUCACACACCGCAUGAAUGACUCCUUUUCCUGCCUGGGUUGGUUCAGCCCGGGCCAGGUGUUUGUUCUAGAUGAGUAUUGUGCUCGAUACGGGGUGAGGGGCUGUCAUCGCCAUCUCUGCUACCUAAUAGACCUGAUGGAUUUCUCAGAUAACAACGCUCUGGUGGAUCCCACCCUCCUACACUACAGCUACGCCUUCUGUGCCUCGCAUGUUCACGGAAACAGACCGGAUGGCAUGGGCACAGUUACAGAACAAGAGAAGGAGGAGUUUGAGGAGGUCAGGUGCAGAUUGUUGACUUUACUGGAGAAGCAGAUCACUCAUUUCAGGUAUUGUUUCCCCUUCGGGCGACCGGAGGGGGCCCUUAAAGCCACGCUCUCUCUUCUAGAAAGGGCCCUCAUGAAAGACAUUACCACACCAGUCCCACCUGAAGAAAUGCAGAAGAUAGUUCAGAAGUGCCUUGAGAAAGCUGCUCUCAUCAAUUACUCCCAACUGACUGAAUACGCCCAGAUCGAAGAAAGCAGCCAGGCACCCCCAGAGAAAAGGUUGGAGGACAUGAUCAGACUAGGAGAGCUGUGUAUGGAGGUGUUACAACAGAAUGAAGAGCAUCACUCUGAGGCCUUCUCCUGGUGGCCAGAGGUGAUGGCUGAGCACGCCGAGACCUUCCUGUCGCUUUACACGGUGGACAUGGACACAGCACUGGCUGUCCAGCAGCAAGACUCCUGGGACAGUUUCCCUCUCUUUCAGCUGCUCAACAAUUUCCUGCGAACUGACCCUCACCUGUGCAAUGGAACCUUCCACAAGCAUCUGCAGGAUCUGUACAUCCCUCUGGUGGUGCGAUACAUCGACCUGAUGGAGUCGUCAAUAGCUCAGUCCAUCCACCGUGGCUUUGAGCAGGAGACCUGGCAGUCUGUGAAUAAUGGCUCGGCCACAUCAGAAGAUCUGUUCUGGAAGCUGGAUGCUCUUCAAAUAUUUGUGAUGGACCUUCACUGGCCAGAGCCGGAGUUCGCCAAACAUCUGGAGCAGAGGCUCAAACUCAUGGCCAGUGAUAUGAUGGAGGCUUGUGUUAAAAGGACCAAAGCUGCCUUUGACUCUAAGAUGCAGAAGUCCAGCAAAUCCACCGAUUACCGCGUCCCCUUGUCAGUGUGCACUAUGUUUAAUGUUCUUAUGGACGCCAAGAAGCAGUGCUCCAAGCUGUGUGUUCUCGAUCAAGGUCAGGAGCAACAGUACCACUCAAAAAUCGAUGUCCUGAUUGAUGAGGCCUUUAAGGAAAUGAUCUCUUCACUGGUCUCAAAGUUUGCAGCUGUUUUGGACGGGGUGUUGUCCAAACUCUCACGAUAUGAUGAGGGAACAUUAUUUUCCUCCAUCCUCUCUUUCACGGUAAAAGCAGCAGCCAAAUAUGUGGAUGUCCCUAAACCAGGUAUGGAUCUAGCAGAUACCUACAUUACCUUCCUCAGGCAGAACCAGGACAUUCUGCGAGACCGUGUGAGCGAUGAGAUGUACACCGAGAAAAUCUUUGACCAAUGGUACAACUCUUUCAUGAAGGCAGUUUGUGUCUGGCUGACGGACAGGCCUGACCAGCAGCUGCAUGUUUACCAACUCAAAACUCUCAUCAAGAUUGUCAAGAAGUCAUACCGUGACUUUCGUCUACAGGGCGUGCUGGACGGCACUUUGAACAACAAGAGCUAUGAGACCGUUUACAACCGCCUCACUAUCGAGGAAGCCACGGCGGCAGUGUCUGCCUCCGACGGACUACAGGGCAUCACCAUGCGGGACAGUGAUGAAGAGGAGGGUUAAUAUCCCACCUACACGGGUAGUCAUUAUCUCAAAGUCGAUACGAAGAGGCCAAAUUCCAGCUCUCCUGAUUGGAGUUUACGCUUUAUGCUCCCCAGCCAGUGCUAAAGUGCCCUCUUGUCUAAGCUGCGGUAUACCGAUGUCACCAUGCUUGUAUAAAACUCUCAUUGGCCACUUAAAGACAGAUCCAGUGUCUGUGUCUCUGUCGUUCUGUAGUUGAUGUGUGGUGAUAUGGUGGCCCAUCGCGUAAUGAGGCAGGUUCGAACCGUGAUUGUCCGAAACGAUAGCAGGAAGCACUUGUAGGCACAGUUUUACUAAUGUUUACACAAAAGACCAACCAAUGAUAUGGGUUUGUAUGUGUAUCGUAGAAAUUGUGUGAAAGCUAGAAAUACAGACUGUGAGGGAAAUAGUGUUCGCUUGUUUGCUGUGUUUUGCAUCAGCUUGGGAUCCUCAGGCCAAAACCCCUUAUAUGAUGGAUGAAUUGCUAGUUGUUCACUGUUUAUUCAAUGAAAUUGUGACAUUGUUCCAUACAAUAGCUAUGAGUUCAAGUUCAGAUCCUUCUGUAGAAGUAACAGUUGAGUGUAUCCUGUAUAGUAUGUUGUCAGUGUCCAACUAUGUUGCAGAUGAAAGAAUAUGUCUUUGAUUUAAAAAAAAAAAAAAAAGAGUUGUAUAUUUCUAUUGUCUUUGUGCACCUGAGUUUGCCCAGGUGUCUUUUAAGUGUUAGAAUUAAAGUGUU